UUAUGGAAAAUGUAGCAUAUUCUUAUUAAAAAAUGGAGUCUUCGAGCGCAUAUCCUAAACAGAAAAUUGUAAAAUUCCCAUUAAACCUGACAAUACAUCGGGUAGAUUGAGAUUUCCAUGUUUUCUUCAAUGCACGGGUGGCCCGCUAGCAUGAUCUCUUUUCUCUAAUUUCUCGCUGCUGAUGUCCGACCACAUAAUUGAAAAAACACCCAGUAAUCUAUAUCUAGACAAGAGGGAUCGUCUGAAACUUUUACGGAGUGGAUCUCCCAUUACAGUCCAUUCCGAAUUCUCUGUCUCGUCCUUUGGUAGGUACUCAUUUACACUUAAUAUGUUAGUACCCAUUUUGAAUAAAUGCAUGGUUCAUCGUCAUUGUCACUCCCGUUGACACAGAACUACACUCGCAGGAAUCAAUAACGCUGAUGCCCACUUGCACUUUUGCAGUUGGGCAUCGACAUAUCCUUCGACAGUCCUUGAAACCAAUGUCCUUUAAUAUAGUUAUUCAUUUUAAUUGGGGAAAAAGUUUUUUCACUGAAAUUCGUUUUUCUUGAUAGAGUAGAGAAAGAAUAAAGAAUGUCCGCCUCAGCAGUUGGUGUUCAUGAUGUCUCUGUGUAUAUGAACUGCAUUUCCCACUUACCUAUUUUACCUGUUAAGUCAUAUCACUCUUCUACACUGCCGAGCUCCAUUUGUACUUCUGAAGUGGUAGUUUCAUCACCAUGGGGUCAUCCAGUAAGUGAGGUUAGAUUCAUUCCUCAAAACAAUAAGAAUGCCAGAAACACUAUUUUUAAUUCGCUUGUGAGUAAUCUCGGCAGGGUGGGUGGAAGUGUUUGGAGGCACUACUUCAAUCGGUUUGUGAGGCUGCACUGUGAGAGGAUGCCCCUACUGCCCAUUGGGUUGGCAUCCAUUAGGGCUGCUAAUGGCUCACAUGAUGAUGGGGAUUCUACUUCCAGGCGAGUGGAUGAUAGUGGAAUUCAGAUUAAUUGUGGAGAAAGCAAGAAAAAAGUCCUAAUUCUUAUGAGUGACACAGGUGGUGGACACCGGGCUUCUGCGGAAGCCAUUAAAGCUGCAUUUGAGCUAGAAUUCGGUGACGAGUACAAGGUAUUUGUGACUGACUUAUGGAAAGAUCACACCCCCUGGCCAUUCAAUCAAAUACCAAGGAGCUACAGCUUUUUGGUGAAGCACGGGACACUCUGGAAAGUCACCUUCCAUGGAACUGCUCCACGCAUUAUACAUCAAACAAAUUUAGCAGCAACAUCUGCCUUUAUUGCCAGAGAAGUGGCAAGAGGUUUGAUGAAGUACCAACCUGAUAUUAUUGUAAGUGUACAUCCUUUAAUGCAGCAUGUUCCACUUCGAGUUUUAAAGUCCAAAGGUCUUCUUAAAAAGAUAUUAUUCACUACAGUCAUCACAGAUUUGAGCACCUGUCAUCCAACAUGGUUCCAUAAGCUUGUAACUAGAUGCUACUGCCCAACACCUGAGGUUGCAAGAAGAGCAUCAAAGGCGGGUUUACAGCCUCCACAAAUACGUGUAUAUGGGCUGCCUGUACGGCCAUCAUUUUGCAAGGCUAUUAGAUCUAAGGAUGAACUUAAAAGGGAUUUAGGAAUGGAUGAGGAUUUACCUGCAGUUUUAUUAAUGGGAGGAGGAGAAGGCAUGGGUCCUGUCGAGAAAACAGCUCGGGCCCUUGGAGAAACUCUAUAUAAUGAGAAAUUAGGAGAGCCUAUUGGUCAACUUAUUGUUAUUUGUGGCCGUAAUCGAAAGCUUGCAAAAAAGUUGCAGUCCAUUCAAUGGAAUAUGCCAAUACAGGCAGGUCCGGGGACAAUUGCAGAAGCUAUGAUCAGAGGUCUUCCUAUUAUCCUCAAUGAUUACAUUGCUGGCCAGGAAGCUGGAAAUGUGCCUUAUGUUGUUGAAAAUGGAGCUGGGAGGUUUUGCAAAUCACCAAAAGAAAUAGCUAAUAUUGUCGCUAAGUGGUUUGGUCCAAAGGCUGACGAAUUGAAGAUGAUGUCUCAGAAUGCACUAAAGCUUGCCCGACCUGAUGCAGUAUUUAAGAUUGUUCAUGACCUUGACGAGUUAGUUCGUCAGAGAGAUGUUCUGUCUGAGUUUGCAUUACCUUUAACUUGACAUUUCACUUACUGUUUUUAAAAUUUAAGCAUUAGCGUUGUUCCUCUUCAAUUUUGACUUGAUAUAUUAUUUUCAUUUAUUCAUGAAGAGCACACGGUUAUACUGAGAGGGGGGGCAGGGGGGGGGUGAAUCAGUAUAACAACAAAUUUUACCAUUUUAAACCUUUUCGAUCAUAAGAAUAUAACUUAUCUUAUUAACA
Messenger RNA from Cryptomeria japonica (Japanese cedar), 2311 nucleotides. RefSeq names its product probable monogalactosyldiacylglycerol synthase, chloroplastic. Gene Ontology annotation, molecular function: hexosyltransferase activity. The transcript is spliced from 7 exons. Bases 571 to 2112 code for a protein of 513 amino acids. NCBI's taxonomy places the organism in Eukaryota, Viridiplantae, Streptophyta, Pinopsida, Cupressales, Cupressaceae. The record is from RefSeq and is a predicted model, not a curated record. Gene Ontology annotation, biological process: glycolipid biosynthetic process.